Aplysia californica (California sea hare) is the source of this 741-nucleotide messenger RNA. Its product is annotated as beta-N-acetyl-D-glucosaminide beta-1,4-N-acetylglucosaminyl-transferase. NCBI's taxonomy places the organism in Eukaryota, Metazoa, Mollusca, Gastropoda, Aplysiida, Aplysiidae. The record is from RefSeq and is a predicted model, not a curated record. Gene Ontology annotation, molecular function: glycosyltransferase activity. Gene Ontology annotation, biological process: carbohydrate metabolic process.
AAAAAAGAUAUCAUUUUUACGUGAAACGUCACAACGACGUCCAAACAUAUCGAUCCAAGCACGCUACGACACGGGUCGACUGGCUAUUGUGGACGUCGGAAAGAGAAAUAUCAAGUCUACGUCUGCUCCCCACUUAUAUCAGGAGGGGGAAUCAUCCACCUCAUCUUCGGGGAUUUGCCCUUUUAAACCACCUGAUCUCAAAGGCAUCAGGGUUGCCUCUCAAGAACACAUUACGCCAGAAAAACUGAUCGAAAAAUUCCCGUUCAUGUCUGGAGGAAGCCAUCGACCCCAGAGCUGUAGGUCUGCUGAACGUUUGGCCAUAAUCAUCCCCUAUAGGAACCGGUUCGAGCAUCUGCAUAUUCUCCUCAAUACUUUGAUUCCUUUGCUUGUCCGACAGUUAGCUGACUUCCGCAUUUUUGUUAUAGAUCAGGACAUGCCUACCACCUUUAACCGAGGGAUGCUCUUCAACGUCGGUUUUUUGGAGGCUGAGAAAAUAGACAAUUUCGACUGUUUCAUCUUUCACGAUGUCGAUAUGCUACCUCUAAAUGAUCAUUGCUUCUACCGCUGCAGUUCGAACCCCAAACACCUAACAGCUGCCGUAAGCAAGUGGAAAUAUUCGCUUCCCUACGAGGGUUACUUUGGGGGAGUGGUUGCUUUCACCAAGAGCCAGUUCAAACACAUCAACGGCGAUUCCAAUCUCUACUUUGGCUGGGGUGGAGAGGACGAUGACUUAAAAGGACG